Molecule: messenger RNA, 972 nt
Organism: Heterotrigona itama
Lineage: Eukaryota; Metazoa; Arthropoda; Insecta; Hymenoptera; Apidae
Source: the annotation of a GenBank genome assembly
GAAGUUCACGACUUGUUCCCAAAGUUUGCUCGCAAACGACGACAGGAGGAUAGUAGCUCGUCCGUGUCCCCGUGACCGCGUAGUAUCGUGAACUACCGCACGAAAAAAAGAUACCUUCUGCUAAAGUCUUCUCUCGAGGGAACAGUCCAACUCGUCGCCGGCUGAGAAUGGUUCAGAGGUUCUGCACUAGCGUGGCUGCGCUCAGCCUCGCCCUGAGUGCCUGCCUUGUUCUCCCCCGUGCCGUCAUGGCGAUCGACCUGAGUCGAUUCUACGGUCACUUCAACACCAAACGUACAGGAGAUGCAUGCCGCCCUUACGAGCCGUUCAAGUGUCCAGGAGACGGAAUCUGCAUCUCGAUUCAAUAUCUCUGCGACGGAGCUCCCGAUUGUCAAGAUGGAUACGACGAAGAUUCGCGAUUAUGCACAGCUGCGAAGAGACCACCAGUAGAGGAAACUGCUAGUUUUCUGCAAUCAUUGCUGGCAAGUCACGGCCCAAAUUAUCUUGAGAAAUUAUUCGGAACCAAAGCGCGGGAUACACUGAAACCUCUUGGUGGCGUGAACACGGUUGCUAUAGCGCUUUCUGAAUCUCAGACGAUCGAGGAUUUUGGUGCGGCCUUGCAUCUCAUGCGCUCUGAUUUGGAACAUCUGCGCUCCGUGUUUAUGGCGGUAGAGAACGGCGACUUAGGCAUGCUGAAAUCAAUCGGCAUCAAGGACUCGGAGCUGGGAGACGUGAAAUUUUUCCUGGAGAAACUCGUGAAAACCGGCUUUCUCGACUGAAUUGGCAUUUACACGGGACGCCGUUGCGGAGGCGCCAUAACAUUGGCUGUAUCGUAUAACAAUUGCACUAUCCUGUCGCUUUGAGAAGUUCUUUGGCAAGUCUCCUUUCGCUCGAAAUGAUCGUCCCCUACCUACGUCUUUCUUUCCUUCUUCCAUCCCUUUUCUUUUCCUCUUUUUGUCUCUCUCUCUCUCUCUC